Molecule: messenger RNA, 1891 nt
Organism: Drosophila takahashii
Lineage: Eukaryota; Metazoa; Arthropoda; Insecta; Diptera; Drosophilidae
Product: organic cation transporter protein
Biological process (GO): transmembrane transport
Cellular component (GO): membrane
Molecular function (GO): transmembrane transporter activity
Source: RefSeq, a predicted model, not a curated record
GCCUUCCAGACGUGGUUCAAAAAGUGCGAGAUUACGAAUCCAGCUUUAUCAAUUGACUACUUCUGUUAUAUAAUUUUGGCCCCCGACAGGCCCCCGGAAAAUUUGUAUUAUUAAUUAUUAAUAGAACUUGAGGCACGACAGAAAUAGUAGUGAAAGAUAUAAAACACUUGGCGCAAUGGCCGACAGACCGAAGGAAGCAAGGGCGUCGAAGCCGCUGAAACCGGUGACAAAGACGGCCGAUCCGAUUAUCUCGCAGAUCGGCGACUUUCGGCGUUAUCAGCUGUUCUACUUCUUCCUCAUCCUGCUGUGCAAAUUCGGUACGGGAUGGCACACACUGGGUCACAUUUUCCUAGCCGCCCCCACGCCCUUAUCCUGCACCACGGCCAACGUCACAGAUCCCUGUAGUGACGAGUGCUCGGAGACCGAGUUUGAUACCAGCGUCUUCAAGUCCACGAUUAUAACCGAAUGGGAUCUCACCUGCAACAAGAAGCAGCUGGCCAGCUUGUCCCAAUCCCUCAUAAUGCUGGGCGUUCUAAUCGGCAGCUUGGUUUUCGGCAUGUUGGCCGAUCGAUUUGGUCGCCGUCCUGCUUUCCUGACUAGCUGCUUCAUGCAGCUGAUCACUGGACUGAUCGUCUGCGUUUCGCCCGCCUUCUGGUUCUACUGCCUCUUCCGGUUUCUGGUGGCUGUGGCCACGGCGGGUACGAUGACCACCAGCUUCGUCCUGCUCAUGGAGAUCGUGGGGCCCAAGAAGCGCGAAUUGGUGGCCAUUCUCUACCAAUUGCCCUUCAACAUCGGCCACGCCUCCUUGGCGGUGUUCGCCUACUUUAUUCGCGAGUGGCGAUGGUACCAGUUCAGCAUUACCAUCUUCUCGGCCGUGUUCGUAAUCUACAUCUGGCUGGUGCCGGAAUCCCCGCGCUGGCUCUUCACCACCGGCCGGGUGGACAAGUCCGUCAAGAUCCUGGAGAAGAUCGCCAAGUGCAACAGGGCGCCGACGGAGACAAUACGGCCGGAAAUCGAGGCGGCCCACGCGGCACUGGCAGCCCGUCAGCCGGUCAAAAGGGGAACCAUGCUGGAUCUCUUCCGCACCCCGUUCAUGCGGAUAAAGACUAUCUGCAUGGCCAACAACUGGCUGGUGGUCUGCAUGGUCUACUACGGCACCGCCCAGUAUGUCUCCAAGCUGGGCGGCAACAUCUUCAUCAGCAACUUGAUUGCCGCCGCCGUCGGAGUUCCGGGCACCUGUCUCUGUGUGAUCCUCACCAAGUACCUGGGUCGCAAGUUGACCCUGCUGCUGUCCAACGGAUGCGCUGCCUUGGGUUUGAUCCUCUUAGCCUGCCUUUCCACCCAGGGCGAGAUGGUCAGGGUGGCCUGCGCCACCAUCGGCCUGUUCGGAGCCUCGGUCACCUUCCCGAAUGUCUAUCUGUACGGCGGAGAGCUCUUUCCCACGGUGGUGCGAUCCAGCGGAGUGGGACUGUGCUCGAUGGUCGGCCGGGUGGGAUCCAUUGUGGCGCCACUGAUCGUCGAUCUGGAUGAAUUUGGCCUGUGGAUAGCGCCCCUCAUCUUCGGGGCCUUCUCCAUUCUGGCCAUCGUCGGCACUCUGUUUAUUCCGGAGACUCGAGGAGCUCCGCUGCCGGAGACCCUGGAAGACGGCGAGAAUUUCGGACGCAAGAAGAAGCCGGCGGCAUAGGGCUUUUCUCGCAGUGCAGCGAAUCGGCGGCUCUGGCGAGAAUUCAUAAUUUUCGGGCCCAGCCAAGCCGCUAAUGCCGGGCUCUAAAAUUAUUAAAUUUCGUCUUUAGCUGCGAUUUAUACGAUGCGAUAUGUCAGUCACCUCCAAACUGCCGUUCGUGCCGCAAACGAGAGGUAAGAAAGAAAUAGUAAAAAAAGAAUUGAAAAA